Messenger RNA from Macadamia integrifolia, 699 nucleotides. Its product is annotated as zinc-finger homeodomain protein 9-like. Gene Ontology annotation, biological process: regulation of developmental process; regulation of DNA-templated transcription. Gene Ontology annotation, cellular component: nucleus. The coding region runs from base 1 to 555 and encodes 184 amino acids. The record is from RefSeq and is a predicted model, not a curated record. The transcript has a single exon. NCBI's taxonomy places the organism in Eukaryota, Viridiplantae, Streptophyta, Magnoliopsida, Proteales, Proteaceae. Gene Ontology annotation, molecular function: transcription cis-regulatory region binding; DNA-binding transcription factor activity.
AUGGAGAGAGACAACCCGAACGAAUUCUACAAGGAUUGUAUGAAAAACCAUGCUGCCGGCCUGGGUAGCUACGCUACCGAUGGAUGUGGCGAAUUCACUCCCGACUGUGACAGUCCCGGUUGCCUACAAUGCGAAGCUUGCGGCUGUCACCGCAACUUCCACCGCAAAGUCAGGGUCGUCUUAGCCGGCAAUGUCAGAGCCACGGGUAACAGUUGUAACCGUGGAGGUGGCAACACAGAAGUGGUGGAGAUGAUCGAGAACGACGGUGGUGGCGGUGGGGGCCAUACCGAGGUGAUGACACCGGUGGAGUUGAAGGAGCUGGAAAGAAGCUCGAAGAAGCGUGCUCGGACGAAGUUCACGGCUGAACAGAAGGAGAAAAUGCUUGCUUUUGCGGAGAAGCUUGGGUGGAGGAUUCAGAGAGACCAAGAUGCUGAGGUUGAUCGAUUCUGUGAAGUGAACGGUGUGAGUCGACAGGUCUUCAAGGUUUGGAUGCAUAACCACAAGAACUCAUCAUCUUCGUCGUCAGCUUCCACGGCCACCACUGGCAAUGCCUAAUCUUCUCUUACUCAAUAGGAAGAGAAACUUUUGAAUGAGACCGGACUAGGUUCACGCGUUAGAUUGUUCUCAUACGUACUUGUUCCUUAAAUUUGAAUUCACUUUUUCUCUUCUCAUUUAAUAAAUUUUAAAUUUACGAAUCAA